CAAAAAAUUGAACAACAUCGGAAAAUUAGUAAGCAACAAAUUAAAAUGGAAAAAGUAACAAACAUUUUCUUCGUUCUUCUCCUAAUUUCUUCAUGUCUGAUUAUGAGGAGUGAAGGUCAGUUUCAAUGUAAGACUGUUGCGGAUUGUGGUCUUCGUAGUUGCAAACAUGGGGAGCAUCCAUAUUGUGAAAACCACAAAUGUUUAUGUGCUCAUGGUGUUCUUCUUGGUGGUAUAUGUGAUAACCUCCAAGACUGUGACCUUUCUGCACAUUGUCCACCAAACAAUCAUGUUUCCUGCGAUCUAAACAUCUGCACUUGUCACCCCAAUUGAUUUAAAUUGUCUCUAAUGAUUGGAGUAAUUUUGAUAUAAUGUCUUAUAUAGGAAGAAAAUUCCAUUCUAAUUUCUUCUAGUUGAGAUGUAAUAUCUGUGGACAUCUGUAAUAAUAAUAAUAUUGAGUUUUUAACCAUUUAUAAGUAUCAAAGUCUUCUUGAGCUUCAAA
Molecule: messenger RNA, 499 nt
Organism: Arabidopsis lyrata subsp. lyrata
Lineage: Eukaryota; Viridiplantae; Streptophyta; Magnoliopsida; Brassicales; Brassicaceae
Product: defensin-like protein 301
Exons: 2
Coding region: 46-330 (94 amino acids)
Source: RefSeq, a predicted model, not a curated record